Benincasa hispida (wax gourd) is the source of this 793-nucleotide messenger RNA. The record is from RefSeq and is a predicted model, not a curated record. Lineage: Eukaryota; Viridiplantae; Streptophyta; Magnoliopsida; Cucurbitales; Cucurbitaceae.
AAAAGUAUAAUUGUAUUCCCUCUCGCCGUCGCUACUGCAUUGUCUACUCCGUUCAACGGCUGCCGAUCGGACCAGUUCCUCGUACUUCCCAAGAUCCGCCCCACACCCAUCGCCAUGCAUCGUAAUAGCCUGAUAGUUCUUUCUUCAGAAGAGAAGUGAUCCCACUGUUUGUAUACGCUCACCAAGGUUCUACUGCAGCUAGACCCUUUUCUCAAUGAACUUACCAGCAUGUUUGAGCGUAGUACCGAGAAGGGUUCAGUGUGGGUGACUCUAAAGCGAUCAUCACUGAAAUCCAAGGUGCAGAGAAAUAAAAUGACCACUGCUGGUCAACCUAUCGAGUACAGGUGCCUCAUUCGUGCAACUGAUGGGAAGAAGACAAUUUCAACUUCAGUUGGAGCAAAAGAUCAUCUGAGAUUUCAAGCUUCCUAUUCAACCAUUCUUAAAGCCCAUAUGACUGCUCUUAAAAAGAGAGAGAGGAAGGAUAAGAAGAAGGCACCAGAGGCAGAGAAGGGUCUGAAGAAAAAACCCAGGAAAGUGUGAAAGGGGGGCUCUUUUUGCUUUUGUAGGUUCCUCAAACCAGUGUAACUUCCUUCUCUUCGUUACCCUUGUUUUUAUUCCUUUGACCUGAUGAGUGUUAUGCUUCCCAUAUUUCUAGCAAAACAGAAGGGAGAGGUAGGGUUUUGGAAUUUCAGGAAUUGAACAAUACUUGAUCUUGUCAUUUGUUUAGCCAUUUUUUUACUUGAAAUUUUUUUUAAAAUAUACAUGUGAUUUUACUAUGAUUGUCUGGAAGUUU